AUGACUCGACACGUCUUUACCGAACAAGAAGUGCGGCUCGCAGCAGAACGACGAAUGAAAUACAUUGGUGUAGCUAAAGUCAGUAUCUGCCAGAUUCAAUUCGAACCUCCCUUACCACGAGACCUGGACCCUAAGAAUUUGGACCGGCUACGAAAUAUCUUCCGGAAGAAUCGUUGUCGCCGCCUAGAUGUCCAAAACCAUGUUCCAGCGACCGUGUCUCGACAUAAUCUCGCAGACGCAUUGCAGAAGGCGAAUGUUCCCCAGGAAGCCUUGCUGACAACCGAAGGCCGGCAAAUUCCUCGACUGGAAUUUAUGGCGGGGCAACUUCGGGGUCUCCAUGGCCGCCAUCGUGUACAAGCGGGUGUUGAGGUACUUCCUCCGGCGGAUCGCUGGUGGACGGUUGAUCUCUACACAGACGACAUCGACCGAGAACUGAGAGCGGCGUUGGUGGAUGAAUAUUCCAAUCAGAAGAAGCCGACCGAUGGGGAAGUCUAUCGCAAGAUCAGACAGUAUGAGGGCGAGGGCAAUGAAGCUUUUCGCGAGCGAUGGUUCGUGAGACUAUCGCCCAACAAUCAAGAGCGCUUGGAUCAACUUGACAAUAAGAAGAAUCGUCGUCUCCGACAUGCAUUUGACCGACUGCUAACGAUUCCUGGACUUUGGCCUAGCGGAAUGAGAAUCAGCCUGCUUCAUCGAUUGAUCGCUUCGGGCUGCAUUGAGAUAGCAACCUAUUUGGACCACAUUUUGGACUUCUGGUCCUCUCUGGUCGGAUCACACCGCCGUCUGAUGAAGAAAAUCGAUCAGGAUACGGUUCACGCCCUGCAGUUACUGGCACCGGGUAAAUCACGCACUGAUGAAAAGACGGCGUGCGGGCUGGUUCUCAGUGGCCAUUUGUUUGCCGAGUUCAGUGCUGAUGAGCGAAACGCGAUAUGGGCCAAGAUGAAAGACUUUGAUGGUCUCAUCCCGUCCUUAUACACUUUCUUUGAGGAUUUCAAGUACCUGGAGAGUUGUGCUCACUGUCUGAAGCGGCUCUUGGGUCCAUCACCCCGAUCUGUGAGGGAAGCCAUGAGUUCGAUCUUUGAUCCAGACUCGGAGUCUGGGGAAAAUCACCGAGAGAAAGGGAAGUGUAUUAUUCAGACCUCGGAGUCUACCUUCCGACGCCUUCAUGCGUCCGAGACAGAAUGCUUCGAGACAGGAUACCAGCAACUAUGGCUGUAUGCUAUGCGACAUUAUCCACUGAUGCCGCCGGACCCCAAGAACUCUGAUGAUCUGUUGGCCAAACCGACUUGCGCUAAGCCGGACCCGCGCGCGAUCUUCGACAUGGCCCAUCUAGCUCACCGGCUCGGCUUUAGGUCCCCAGAAAUUGAUGGGCUGCUGAACAGUUCUCCGGAUCACCAGAUUGCACGAUCGGCCCUUCUCCAGGCCCGAAAGCCAAGCCGGUUUAGAUACGAUGACCAACACUUUGAUAGUCUGGUGCGACGAAUUGUAGAUUGUUUUACUGAGGCUGUGCCUAAUCAGCCCGGUCCCCGCAAGAUCUUUUGGCAGACAGCACCGUCAAGGCGCACGCUCGCUCUGGGGUUCCGCAGACCCGCAACCAUAUUCAAGAUGCCCCUUUGUUAUUCUUAG
Molecule: messenger RNA, 1623 nt
Organism: Penicillium waksmanii
Lineage: Eukaryota; Fungi; Ascomycota; Eurotiomycetes; Eurotiales; Aspergillaceae
Product: DUF3723 domain-containing protein
Exons: 3
Coding region: 1-1623 (540 amino acids)
Source: RefSeq, a predicted model, not a curated record